This is a messenger RNA of Xenia sp. Carnegie-2017, 1128 nucleotides long. Its product is annotated as protein ALP1-like. The record is from RefSeq and is a predicted model, not a curated record. The coding region runs from base 38 to 1039 and encodes 333 amino acids. Lineage: Eukaryota; Metazoa; Cnidaria; Anthozoa; Malacalcyonacea; Xeniidae. The transcript has 4 exons.
UUUGGUUGGUCCAUCUCUUCGUAGGCAAGAUACUCAAAUGAGGCAAUCAGUUGGACCUGCUGAAAGACUAGCAAUCACAUUAAGAAGAUUGGCUACAGGUGAUAGCCCACAGUCUAUAGCAUUUGCUUAUCGUCGUGGGGCUAGCACAGUUCGUGCGGUUGUUUACGAUACGUGUAAUGCACUUUGGAGAGUUCUUGUCCCCACAUACAUGAAGGCUCCUUCGCAACCUAGUGACUGGAAGAAAAUAUCUGAAGGAUUUGCUUAUACAUGGAAUUUUCCAAACUGCAUUGGAGCACUAGAUGGAAAACAUAUCGCAAUUCAGGCUCCGAGAAACUCUGGAUCUUUAUAUUUCAAUUAUAAAAAACACUUUUCCUUGGUGUUAAUGGCUUUGUGCGAUUCCCAGUACAAAUUUAUCUUUGUGGAUAUUGGUGAAGCUGAAAGAUGGAGUGAUGGGGGAGUUUUUGCUAAUUCACAAUUUGGAUCAGCUUUUUUAAAUGGUGAGAUGCAUCUACCUGCUGAUGAGCCUUUACCAGGAACAAAUGAAAGCCUUCCCUAUACUGUGGUUGCAGAUGAGGCAUUUCCUCUUAAAACCUGGAUGAUGCGACCUUAUCUAGGAAGGGUACUGGAUUGCCUUCAAAAGAGAGUUUUCAACUACAGAUUGUCAAGAGCUCGGCGAACAAUAGAAAACACCUUUGGUAUAAUGGUAUCCAAGUGGCGAAUACUUAAAACAACCAUUAUAGCAGAACCAGAAAAUGUGUCCAAAAUUGUCAAGGCUACUUGCAUUUUGCACAAUUUCCUCCGAACACGCCAUGUUUCCUACAGUCCAGCUGGUUUCACAGAUACUGUGGAUCCAUCAGGAAAUGUUCAUGAAGGGUCUUGUAGGCAAGAAACAACCCGUGUGCUUGAACCAUUAGCUCGCAACAAACAAAGAAACUACAGUAGUGAAGCAUCCAAAAUCAGAGAAAAGUUUGCAAUGUAUUUUAAUUCAGAAGUUGGUCAACUUUCAUGGCAGCAGGAAUAUGUGAAAAGAACUCAUUGAUAUAAUUUUAUUUUACUUUUUUGUUGUAAUAUAGAUAAAGCACAAUUAUUUUUCAUUACAUUCAAUGUCAAAAAGAACAUCCUGGAUUC